GUUGAAGUCACGCCCAAUGCGGAAGUGAAUGCUACCUGAGCAGUCGCCCAAACAUUCUAAUCGAAACCGACGCUUUCCCAGCGUCUGAAGAGGAACUGACAUAGCUCCAUCAUGCUUGGUGGAGGGUUUAAAUCCGAGAGACUUCGGGUCAAUCUCAGGCUGGUCAUAAACCGCCUCAAACUUCUCGAGAAGAAGAAAACUGAAUUAGCCCAGAAGGCUCGCAAGGAAAUCGCAGACUACUUGUCGGCCGGCAAAGAUGAGCGUGCAAGAAUCAGAGUCGAGCACAUCAUCAGGGAGGAUUAUUUGGUGGAGGCCAUGGAGAUCCUGGAGUUAUACUGUGAUUUGCUGCUCACCCGCUUUGGCUUAAUACAGUCCAUGAAAGAACUGGACCCUGGCCUACAAGAAGCAGUGUCCACUCUCAUCUGGGCUGCCCCUCGACUGCAAUCAGAAGUGGCAGAACUGAAGAUUGUUUCAGAUCAGCUGUGUGCCAAAUACAGCAAAGAGUAUGGAAAGCUAUGCAGGACAAAUCAGAUUGGAACAGUUAAUGAUAGGCCAGAGGUGUGUCCGGGUGAAGAGGCCCAUCUGAUUGAUGUGGACAGCGACUUCAAGAAGCCAGGAGCUGGUGGAGGAGGUGGAGGAGGGUUUAUGGCUCCCGCUGUGGGCAUGCCUAUGCCAAUGCCCAUGCCCAUGCCCACAGCUUUCAACUACCCACCGCCCAAAGGAGCUGAGCCCUUUAAUGGUUCUGUUGGCACCUAUGAUGGCUUUAGCAACUUCCAGCCUCCAGUGAGAGGAGGGCAGCCCCCACAGCUGCCCAGCUGCCCACCCACCUAUGAAUCUAUCGAUGAGUUGUCUGUCAAACCCUCUAAUUCUUCCCAGGUCAUCCCAGGCCCAGCCCCGUCUGCUCAGUUCUAUGACAAUUCUACCCUUCCUGAACUUCCGUCUGUUCCCGACACACUCCCAGCCUCCUCCUUCGGAGCGAACGCCAACACAUCAGACGACAUUGACUUUGACGACCUGUCACGGCGCUUUGAAGAGCUCAAGAAGAAGACCUAAUUACAGAGAGCACAUCUGGGAGUCGGAACAUCCGUCUCAGCUGCCACAUGAGAAUAAUCCAACGUACCCUGUCCAUAUUCACAUACUCACAGGUCUUCUGGUGGAGGUGUAAUAUAAUACUUGUUACUUAACACAAUGAAGGAUCGGAUGCUGUAUAGACACUUGUGAAUGGCAGUGGCAGACAUUUAUACGCUCAUUUUAGACUUUCACGUAACAUGGACUGUUGACAAAUCGCCUGCUCUUUGAAUGAGCACUUUGCUUAGAGGGCCUUGCUGACAGCUAAAUUUAGUUAAUCAUCUGUAGUGUAAUAAUCUCUGCGCCUUGUAUGACCACCUGAGAUGUCUAUUGAAUAUUUAUAUUGUAGAUUUUGUUAACUUUCCCCCUUUAAAAAAACAAUGUCUAAGUUUUUCCCCAGCAAAUCAGAAAUCUCUAUGACUCCUCUAGGAAAAAGCAGGUAUAACCUGUUGCCAUUAUUUACACCCAGAGUUGUGCAAUGAACUAUGAACCUGCAAACAACUGUAUGAUGUCGUGGAUUGUUAGUGGAUCACAAUGUUUGUGCAAAAUGACUCUGGCUUUUUGUUAUUGACAGAAUGCGUUGUGAUGGGAUGGUUUGGUGAGCUGAGCACAGAAUUGAAGAAAUGAUUGCUUUAUUUCAGCCUCUCAUUUAACAAAUCAUCUCUGUGUCCUAAAGUUAAGCAUUUCCCACUUUUUCUUUUAAUGUAGUUACUCCUGUCAGCCGUCUUAACUUGACUCAAAAUGAAAGGCUUUGUAUUUUUGUCUACAGUUAAUAACACUCCUGUUUCUAGUCCUGUCUUUGUGUGUUUCUGGACUGAAUUUGCCUUAGUUUCCACAUCUCAAGCUGUGUGGCCUUGCUGUUCCACACCUUUCUCUGGGAAAUGUGACUUUCCUGACAGCUUGUACCAUGAACUCCACAUUUGAAUAAGUAUUUACAUGCUUAUUCCUUUCUUGGUGGGGGUUUUUAUCAUAUAUCAUCGACUUAUUUGUUGCAAGAUUUGACUGUUUAAAGUGUCAAUGUCUCAAGUGUUGAAAGUGUUGUUUUGGCUGCUUUCUACUUGGUUUUAUAACACUAAUUUGUGUUUUCUCUUCUCAAAUCACCCAAAUACAAAUCUGGCAGUGUUUAGGUAUGUUUGAUACUGACUUUAGCUUGCAUUGAAAACAUAUCUGAUGCCAUGUAAUAAAGUCUAUUUGCUCAUAACAUA
Sinocyclocheilus anshuiensis is the source of this 2273-nucleotide messenger RNA. It is a transcript of the gene ist1, whose product is annotated as IST1 factor associated with ESCRT-III. Lineage: Eukaryota; Metazoa; Chordata; Actinopteri; Cypriniformes; Cyprinidae. The record is from RefSeq and is a predicted model, not a curated record. Bases 112 to 1053 code for a protein of 313 amino acids. The transcript has 9 exons. Gene Ontology annotation, biological process: protein transport.